Messenger RNA from Cyanidioschyzon merolae strain 10D, 1074 nucleotides. Its product is annotated as similar to nuclear RNA binding protein. The record is from RefSeq and is a predicted model, not a curated record. Lineage: Eukaryota; Rhodophyta; Bangiophyceae; Cyanidiales; Cyanidiaceae. The coding region runs from base 1 to 1074 and encodes 357 amino acids. The transcript has a single exon.
AUGGCGUCUGGGUCGAACCUGUUUGCCGUCCUAAGUGACGAGACCGAAGGAUCGCAGACAGAGGCUGCCCGCGCCAGCGAAUCCAAGGAGAAGCGGCCUGGGGACCCGCCGAGCAGUGCCCGUGGCUCUGCCCAGAAGCACUUUGGGUUCGAUCGACGAUCAGGCACUGGACGUGGCCGUGAGGUUGCGAAAAAAGGUGCUGGAGGCAAGUAUACUUUCGGUUCAGUGGAGGAGGACGUGCGUGACGCUCUGAGCGGUGUCAGGAUUGCCUCCGAGUCAGAUGCUGCUGCAGCGGACGGCACAGAAAAAGACGACGUGAACCACGUUGGUGAAAGCAAGAGCAGUGAAGGUGCCCUUCUUAGUCUGGAGGAGUAUCAGCAGCGUUUAGAGCGGGAGCGAGCAGAGCUCUCGAACAAAUUGAUGGCAAGCAAAGGACCCCGUCGUCCAGCAGAGGAGCAGGGCGAUGAAGUCUUUCGCAAUGCCAAGCGCCUAGAUAAGAACGGCGUUGAAGUGGAUGCGGACUCACAGGACGGACUCCUGGGGAGCAUAAGCCUCAAGGAGAAGAAAACGCGUGCUGCCAAUCGCAGCAGUGGAAAAGGCAAGCGGGAUACCGGAAAGGAGAAUCUUGCAGCGGAGUUCUUCACGGCUCCGCCGCGCGUGAACCGCGGCCAUCGAGCGUCCGGUGACGUCGUCGAAGAGGAUAAUCCCUUAAGAGCGAAGAGAUCUACUGGCACAGAGGCAGCUGGACCCAGUCGCGGUCGUGGACGUGGUCGCGGCGGUGGAAGUCGAGGGUUCCGCGGGGCGGGCGCCCGACACCCGACAGCGCCACAUGCGUCAGAAAGCGCAGUCAGGGACAAACAUAAUGCAUCUGAUAACCAUGAAACCCAAGAGCCGAAUCGAGGUGUGUCAAGUCGACAACAACGUACGCGUGGCGGUUCUCGCACUGGCGCUGCGCCCGAUAGCGGUCGUUUUCGUGGGCGCGGACGAGGUGGGGCUGCUUCUGUAACCGCACCACGCCCUCGUGCCGCCAUUAACACCACAGAUGAUGCUGCUUUUCCAUCGUUGGGAGCUUGA